CUUUAUUGUCAGUGGAUGGUUGCCAUGCCAACUGUUUGUCUUAAACUGAGUUUGUAAACAAAUCACAUUACAUUUGACAUGUCUGGUUUAACCAGAGUUUUUAACCCUUCCGAACAUGGUCACGUCUUCCAUAAAUCGACUUGUGCCCACCAGAUUCCUAACUCUAAUUGCUCAUUUUACAAUAGCUGUGAUUGCACUUUGGGCAAAGGAUGAAAAUGUUAAAGCCAGUUUACCUGUUGACCACACAGUCAACGACUUCAACGCUAAGGCUUACGAGAUGACUGUAGGACUCAGCCUUGCUAUUGCUUUCAUUGGCUUGGAGCUCAUAGGCUUUUUGUCUGGUGUCUCUUUUUUUAUGCCAUUCAUCAGUUUAAUAUCAAUUGCAGCACAUUCCAGUGCAACAGUUCUACUUGCUCACUUCUUAUUUGAUGUAUGGAAUUGUGAAGUGUACUGGUGGAUUUUUACCCUCUGCAGUGCUUUGCCUGCAACUCUAGAGUUGGGUGCAUUUGUUAAACUGUUGCAGCAUCUCUGAGCACUCUAAUCCAGCAAUUACAGUAGAUUCUGAUAAAAAAAAAAUUAAACCCUUCAUAACCUCAUA
Molecule: messenger RNA, 598 nt
Organism: Frankliniella occidentalis (western flower thrips)
Lineage: Eukaryota; Metazoa; Arthropoda; Insecta; Thysanoptera; Thripidae
Product: transmembrane protein 107-like
Exons: 4
Coding region: 116-532 (138 amino acids)
Biological process (GO): protein localization to ciliary transition zone; non-motile cilium assembly
Cellular component (GO): MKS complex
Source: RefSeq, a predicted model, not a curated record